AUGACCACCGAAUAUGGAACUCAAGCCGGAUCUGAAGCUGGAGCAAGUGGAGGAGAAAUUCCGUUGUCCGUUGUGAUGCAGCAAAUGGCCGAGCAAAACAGCCGUUUGAUGAAGUUACUGGAACAGUUCACCGGUAACCAAGCAACGUCAACACAGCAAAACGCUCCAGAGAAAAUUCUCGAAUCCCUUGCGACCAACCUUAAGGAGUUUCACUUCGAUCCGGAGAACGGGUUGACUUUCGAUCGCUGGUUUUCUAAGUACGAGGAUCUAUUCAGGCAGGAUGGCAGAAGCUUGGACGAUGCCGCGAAGGUUAGACUUUUGCUGCGGAGUCUCAGUGUUCAGGUGCUCGAGAAAUUCCUCAACUACCUGCUGCCGUCCCACCCACGCGAUUUCACCUUCGACGAAGUUGUAGACGAGAUGAAGCAGAUUUUUGGUCAGCAUAAAUCUCUGUUCAGCAAGCGCUACGACUGCCUCAAUAUUGAGAAGAACGAAGCCGACGAUUUCGUAACGUAUGCUGGAAUCGUCAACCGUCAAUGUGAGGAUUUUGAACUUCAGAAGCUCACCGUGGAUCAGUUCAAGAGCUUGGUGUUCAUCUGCGGUUUCAAGUCAUCGAAGGACACCGACGUCAGGACCCGACUUCUGUCGAAGCUCGAGUCCGAUCAAGCUGAAACCAUCAACCUGGCAGGACUGGUCACCGAGUGCCAACGACUGUCGAAUCUUAAACACGACACGGCGUUGGUCGAGAAGAAACCGACAUCUUCAGCGGUCCAGGCAGUUCGGCAGUCAAAGAAGCAGCCGAACAACCAGAUGAAGUCAUCAGCAGACAUCAAGACACCUCCAUCACCAUGUUGGCAAUGCGGCGCAAUGCAUUUUGUGAAGGACUGCACAUUUUCGAAGCACACCUGCAAACAAUGCGGGAAAGUGGGCCACAAAGACGGCUACUGUGGUUGUUUUUCCAAGUCAUCGACUACGGAGUCGAAAGCUGGUUCCAAGAAGAAGAAGCCUUUCAACACGAAGGUUAUUCAAAUCGUGAAGCAGGUUCGUAGCCGUAGAAGGUUCAUCACCGUCAAUUUCAACGGAAAAUCGGCCGAGCUCCAAUUGGACUGUGGUUCCGACAUCACCGUUAUCAGCACACACACGUGGAAAAUGAUUGGCUCACCGUCAUCAACGGUGACUAGCGUAGAAGCAUCAACGGCAUCUGGGGAACCACUCGAAUUAGUUGGUGAAUUCACGUGCCCGGUUACUAUCGGGAAAACUACGAUGGCAUCGGUCUGCUACAUCACAUCAGUUGAAGAUCUGAACGUCAUCGGACUGGACUGGUUGGACGCGUUUGACUUAUGGUCGAAGCCACUUGCUGCCAACUGCAAACAGGUGAAUCUUUCCAAUUUUUCACCUUCCUCUGAUCAGCACUUCCUUAAGCAAUAUCCUGAAGUUUUUCAGGAUGGUUUGGGCCACUGCAUGAAGACGAAAAUUUCACUGUCUCUGAAGCCGGAUGCUCAACCCGUUUUCCGACCAAAGCGACCGGUGCCUUUUCAUGCCAUCCAAAAGGUAGAAGAGGAGCUGGAUCGACUCGAGCGGUUGGACAUCAUCUCUCCGGUCGAUUUUUCGGACUGGGCAGCACCCAUCGUCGUUGUCAAGAAACCGGGGGGAAAAGUGCGUGUAUGUGCCGAUUACUCGACUGGGCUCAACGCAGCACUGGAGACCAACAACCACCCUCUUCCUACCCCGGAGGAGAUCUUCAGCAAGCUAUCCGGCAGUCAAGUCUUCAGCAUCAUCGACCUGUCGGAUGCCUACCUUCAGGUGGAGGUCGAUGACGAAUCCAAGAAGCUGUUGACGAUUAACACCCACCGUGGGUUAUUCCGUUUCAACCGAUUGGCUCCAGGGGUCAAGUCAGCACCCGGUGCAUUCCAGCAGCUAAUGGCGAAAAUGGUUUCGGGUCUACGUGGUGUGGAAGUUUUCCUCGACGAUAUUCUGGUGCACAGCAAGACUCUCGUGGAUCAUAACCGAAUCAUCCACAUGCUUUUCAACCGUCUUCGUGACUAUGGAUUCCGUCUACGUGUGGAGAAGUGCCGAUUCCACCAGGAUCAAAUCAAGUACCUUGGACAUAUCGUUUCUGCUAAAGGUAUCCAACCCGAUCCAGCCAAGAUUGCAGCCAUUUCGGAAAUGCCCGCACCAACCGACGUUCCCACCUUGCGCUCGUUCUUGGGUGCAGUCAACUUUUACGGCAAAUUCGUCCGCGAGAUGCACCAACUACGCCAUCCGUUAGACAACCUUCUGAAAAAGGAUACGAAGUUCGAUUGGAGUAAGGAGUGUCAGCACGCUUUCCAAAACAUCAAAAAAGUGCUACAAUCUGGUCUGUUGCUCACCCACUACAAUCCAGAGCAAGAGAUUAUCGUGGCAGGAGAUGCGUCAAAAACUGGCAUUGGUGCAGUUAUUCUUCAUCGUUUUCCGAACGGCAUCAUCAAGGCUGUGUCACAUGCAUCGAGAUCGCUGACUGUAGCAGAGCAGAACUAUAGCCAAAUCGAAAAAGAAGCGUUGGCAUUGGUUUUUGCUUGCACGAAGUUCCAUCGUUUGCUGUGGGGUCGCCGGUUCACGCUUCAAACGGACCAUCAACCAUUGCUGAGAAUUUUCGGAUCCAAAAAGGGCAUUCCUGUACAUACCGCAAAUCGGCUCCAACGAUGGGCCCUGACACUUUUGGGAUACGAUUUCAACAUCGAAUACGUAUCAACUCAAGAUUUCGGUUACGCUGACGUACUUUCCCGGCUUAUCAACAACCAUCCGAAACCCGACGAAGAAGCAGUCAUCGCUAUGGUUCGAGUCGAAGAUGACGUUAGUUCCUGUUUCCAUGACUCUAUUCAAGAUCUUCCAGUCACCCACAAGAGCCUGAAGAUCGCCACUAAGAAGGAUGCCGUGCUCCAGAAGGUAAUUUCUUACACACAAGGUUCCUGGCCAUCACGGUGCGAAGGUAUCGAAGAUGUAGAAGUUCGAUCUUUCUUCAGCCGUCGAGAUUCCUACUCCGUAAUUGACGACUGUAUCAUGAUGGCGGAUCGAAUUGUAGUUCCCAAAAGCCUGCAGAAAAGGAUCCUCAAGCAAGUUCACCAAGGACAUCCUGGCAUCGAACGGGCAAAAGCUAUCGCUCGUGGAAUCGUUUUCUGACCGACAAUAGAUGAAGA
Toxorhynchites rutilus septentrionalis is the source of this 3173-nucleotide messenger RNA. RefSeq lists its product as uncharacterized. The record is from RefSeq and is a predicted model, not a curated record. The coding region runs from base 1 to 3156 and encodes 1051 amino acids. Lineage: Eukaryota; Metazoa; Arthropoda; Insecta; Diptera; Culicidae. The transcript has a single exon.